AUGUUCAGGCCAACCAUUUCCCGUCAGGCCCUCAAGGCCCUCAACACCUCUACGCGUCCAUCCCCAUUCGCUGCCUCUUCGUCCUCUCUCCGCUCGCCCUUUGUUCGUCCCCUCUCGUCCUCUAUCCCCCGUACCAAAGACCACAAGAAGUAUCCCAAGAAUGGCUUCCUGGAAUCCGCUACAACCAAAGCCCCCCAGGGCGCCUCCGGUGAGCAGGAGGGUAAAUACGCUCGUACCGAUGAGGAUAUCGUGAUUCCGUACCCUGAUGAUGCCCACAUGCCGGCCCAGCCCAUCGUUCAGGGACGUGGGGGGAUGCACUUCAAGCGGACGCUUGCUCAAUUCUCGCUCGAGAACAAGGUUACUGUGGUGACGGGUGGUGCUCGUGGUUUGGGCUUGGUUAUGGCUCAGGCUAUUGUUGCUUCGGGGUCUGAUAUUGCUAUUGUUGAUUUGAACAAGGAGGAGGCGGAAACCCAAGCUAAGAAGUUGGUGGACACUUUCCGGAGGGAGAACCCUGGCCUGGAGCAAAUGCCCAAGGUCACUGCGCACUACUCCGACGUUUCCAACCCGAAUUCCGUCAACGCAUCGCUCCAAGAGAUCAUUGACCAGCACGGUCGAAUCGACAGCUUGGUCACCUCUGCUGGCUUCACGGAGAACUUCGAUGCCAUCUCGUACCCCUACGACCGUAUGCAGAAGCUGUGGGGUGUCGUCGUGGAUGGUACCUACCUGUUCUCGACCGGUGUUGCCAAGCACCUGAUGGAGCGCAACGCUUCGGGCAGCAUUGUAAUGAUUGGUAGCAUGUCUAGCUCCAUUGUCAACAUUCCUCAGCCUCAAGCUCCGUACAACGCGGCCAAGGCUGCUGUUCGUCACCUUGCUUCAUCUUUUGGUGUUGAGUGGGCGGGCUCCAACAUCCGAGUGAACUGCAUUAGCCCUGGAUACAUGCUGACUGCUCUCACCCGCAAGAUCCUGGAUGAGAACCCCGACCUCCGCGAGAAGUGGACUUCGCUCAUUCCCCUCGGUAAGAUGGGAGAUCCCGAAGACCUCAUGGGUGCGGUUAUCUUCCUCCUGAGUGACGCAUCCCGGUACAUGACCGGUGCUGAGAUCCGCGUCGACGGUGGCUACACCUUGACUUAA
Aspergillus chevalieri is the source of this 1131-nucleotide messenger RNA. RefSeq names its product putative D-arabinitol dehydrogenase ArbD. The transcript is spliced from 4 exons. Gene Ontology annotation, molecular function: oxidoreductase activity, acting on NAD(P)H, oxygen as acceptor. Bases 1 to 1131 code for a protein of 376 amino acids. Gene Ontology annotation, cellular component: intracellular anatomical structure. The record is from RefSeq and is a predicted model, not a curated record. Lineage: Eukaryota; Fungi; Ascomycota; Eurotiomycetes; Eurotiales; Aspergillaceae.